This is a messenger RNA of Ricinus communis (castor bean), 1017 nucleotides long. Its product is annotated as protein ELF4-LIKE 4-like. Gene Ontology annotation, biological process: entrainment of circadian clock; positive regulation of circadian rhythm. Lineage: Eukaryota; Viridiplantae; Streptophyta; Magnoliopsida; Malpighiales; Euphorbiaceae. The record is from RefSeq and is a predicted model, not a curated record. The coding region runs from base 375 to 719 and encodes 114 amino acids. The transcript has 2 exons.
ACAGAGAAGGGGUCUGAGCGUGACCGUCAAAUCUACAAAUUCUCUCUCUCUCUCUCUCUCUCUCUCCUUCGCUCUCUUUCUCUCUUCCAUCUUCUCAGUUACUCUCUUUCUCCCUCUACAAAGCUCUCUCGUUUUUAAUAUUUUAUAUCUUCUAAAUUAAAUUCUCAUAAUUUAGAGAGUAAAGAGAAAGAAAGAAAGGUGAUUCAGUUCAAGAAAUUAUAAUCCGCGAUCGUUUUAUUUCUCGGGAAUCUCUCUUCUUCAAUCUGUGUCUUCUCUUUCCAGAAUAUAAUGUUCCAGAUUUUCAAGGACUGGUUCUUGAUUUGAUAUAAUUCUCACCUUCAGGAAAGAGGAUAAAGAAAAAAGAAAGGGGGGGAAUGGAGGGUGACACAUUUUCUGGUCUUGGCAAUGGUACUCAGAUAGAUGGCAAGAUCUUGCAGACAUUUCAGAAGAAUUUUGUUCAGGUCCAAAACAUUUUGGAUCAAAAUAGGUUACUCAUCAAUGAGAUAAAUCAGAAUCAUGAAUCCAAGAUCCCUGACAACUUGAGCAGAAAUGUGGGUCUAAUUAGGGAGCUCAAUAAUAACAUCAGAAGAGUUGUUGACCUUUAUGCUGAUCUCUCUACUUCCUUCACCAAAUCAGUGGAUGUUUCUUCUGAAGGAGAUUCUAGUGGGGUUUUGAAAUCUGAUGGCAAAGCUGGUCAUAAGAGAAAUAGGCCUGCAUAGAGAUAAAGUUUUAUGCUUUCUUCAAUUCUUUGCUUGGUGGGGAAACAAGAACAAAAUUUCACUAUUGCCUGAGGUAGUAGAACAUGAUCAUUAGAUUCUGUAACUUUUCUUUUUCUUUUUUCCCUUGUAUCAGUGAAUUAUCUCUAGUUCUCUCCACUUCUUCUUCUUCUUCUUCUUCUUCUUCUUCUUCUUCUACCUUUCUUUACAAUUUCUUCUUAGAGAAAUAAUUGGACAAAAUUUCUGUCCGAUUAUAACUGUGUAGCCUUUGAUCUAAUUGAAAUCAAGCAUGUUUCUGCUA